This is a messenger RNA of Ficedula albicollis (Collared flycatcher), 3847 nucleotides long. RefSeq names its product syntrophin beta 1 (gene SNTB1). The annotation marks the transcript as partial. Gene Ontology annotation, molecular function: structural molecule activity; protein binding. NCBI's taxonomy places the organism in Eukaryota, Metazoa, Chordata, Aves, Passeriformes, Muscicapidae. The record is from RefSeq and is a predicted model, not a curated record. The transcript has 7 exons. Gene Ontology annotation, cellular component: intracellular anatomical structure; dystrophin-associated glycoprotein complex; synapse.
GGGGGGGGGGGGGGGGGGGGCACCGCCUUCACCGACCCCCCCGAGCAGGUGCCCGAGGCCGUGUCCAACAAGAAGCGCUGCGUGAAGGUGCUGAAGCAGGAGCUGGGCGGACUGGGCAUCAGCAUCAAGGGGGGCAAGGAGAACAAGAUGCCCAUCCUCAUCAGCAAGAUCUUCAAGGGGCUGGCGGCCGACCAGACCCAGGCUCUCUACGUGGGCGAUGCCAUCCUGGCCGUGAACGGCACCGACCUGCGGGAUGCCACUCACGACGAGGCGGUGCAGGCGCUCAAACGGGCCGGCAAGGAGGUGCUGCUGGAAGUGAAAUACAUGAGAGAAGCCACCCCCUAUGUGAAGAAAGGCUCCCCGGUGUCGGAGAUCGGGUGGGAGACGCCUCCCCCCGAGUCCCCGCGCCUGGGCUGUGCCUCUGCUGAGCCCCCGGCGCAGCUCCAGCUCUCCAUCCACAGGGACAGGAAGACCAUUCCCCUCAAGAUGUGCUACGUGACACGCAACGUGACAGUGGCAGACCCCGAACACAGAAUUAUUGAAGUUCAUUCACCUGAUGCCAAGCACACCGUGGUGCUCAGGAGUAAGGAUUCAGCCACAGCCCAGGCCUGGUUCAAUGCCAUCCACUCCAGUGUCAAUGAGCUCAUCCCCAGGGUGAUUGCAGAGGUCAGAGACCAGCUGGGUAAAACAGGGAUUGCUGGAAGUCGAGAGAUUAGGCAUCUAGGCUGGCUUGCAGAAAAGGUGCCAGGAGACAACGAGAAGCACUGGAAGCCAGUGUUAGUGGUUUUGACAGAGAAAGACCUCCUAAUAUAUGAGAGCAUGCCACGGAUGAAGGAAGCCUGGUUCAGCCCUGUGCAUACCUACCCCCUGCUCGCCACCAGGCUGGUUCAUUCUGGCCCAGGAAAAGGCUCACCGAAGUCAGGGGUGGAUUUGUCUUUCGCAACGCGUACCGGUACAAGACAAGGGAUUGAAACUCAUCUGUUCAGGACUGAGACCAGUCGAGACCUCUCAUUGUGGACGAGGAGUGUAGUGCAGGGCUGCCACAACUCUGCAGAGCUCAUCACAGAAAUCACCACAUCUUGCACAUACAAAAGCCAGGAGUGCCGCUUGACCAUCCACUAUGAACACGGAUUCUCUCUUACAACUGAACCACAAGAUGGUGCCUUCUCCAAGACAAUUGCACAAUAUCCCUACGAAAAACUGAAAAUGUCCUCAGAUGAUGGCAUAAGGAUGCUUUAUUUAGACUUUGGAGAAAAAGAUGGAGAAAUUCAACUGGACCUUCAUUCCUGUCCAAAACCAAUUGUUUUCAUCAUUCAUUCCUUCCUGUCAGCAAAGAUCACAAGACUGGGCUUGGUGGCAUAAGUGGGAUCCAUCUGUUUCUUCAAAGAGAGACGGGGUAACCACAGUAAUAUGAAGUACAGUCAACAGCAGCAACCUGUCCCAGCUGGCAGCAGACACCAGCCUGGGACUCAGGACUGGGCAUUGGUCAUUUCUGCAGUCCUCCAAGGCCCGGGUUUCAUUUUGACCAGCUAAAGAGAUGGAAUGACAAGGAGAGGGGGGAUUUCAUUGUAAAUAAUGGGAUUUUAAAAUCCCAAGUGAGACCAUAAAAGCCUGUAGUACCAUACAUAUAAAUGUUUCAGAAUCAUAAAUUGUGCCUAUUUCAAUGUACUUGUCUAUAUAAAGUAAAGGGCUAUGCAGACAUGAGCACUUGUUGGUUGUGAUGCAAGCCAAGGUUGGUUGGGGAAAAAUCCUCUAAAGAUUGUCCCAUUACCUGAAAGUAAAAGGUUCUUUCAGUUAUAAUCUGUGCACCUCUUACAGAAGAUUUUUCUUUUGGAGCACUGCCAGAACCUGGCAUGAAUACCCAGAGCCUGCAAAUAAACACCUUGGAAUUGGACACUGAAGCAAUCCAGCUGUGGUCAGGUAACAGCUGGAGGGCCCCUGCCAGGUGCAGUUUCACAUGUUUCACAUUCAGCAGUAACCACAUGUCACCCACAUUCCCAGUGAUGGAGCCAAAGCAGGACCAGCCACAGGGGUGGUACUGAGAGCCAGCUGUCAGGGGAGACAGGCAGGAGUGUCCUUUGUUAAUGAGCAUAGGAACCAUUUUUAUAGUGACUUCCCAGAAUAGCUUAAUGUGUUUCAGCACUCUGGGAGUCCCAGCUCAGGUAGAAGUUACCUGAAUCCAUUCUGAGGCAUGAUGAUGCUUCUGCCAGCAUAUCUCCAUGGCAGUUUUCCAGUAGAAAGCCAUACUAAGAUUCUGUCCUCCUACCCCUACUGAGUCAGCCCCUUUGCUCAGACAAGGCUGGCUGUAUAGUCUUCAUAGAACAAACACAGGGAAGGAGGAAGACUUGAUUUUAUGAGCUUUUGAAAAAUUUAUUGAAGCAGCUCCACAACAGUGAGAAACAUAAACCAGGGCAGGAACAUGAGCUGCAAUCCUUGACAUGGAGCUGCUCCUGUAGGCAUGACUUGGCAAGACCAGAUUUCUUGCUGGGGAAGUACAAAAUUGUUCAUGUCCAUGCCCACAACUUACUGGUGACUGUUUUGCACCACAGCUUACUGUUGUGACUCAAAGCAUGAUUCACUGAGUUUCAGCCUUAUUCACAGCUACUUGAGCAGCCAAAAGCAGGCAGGAACACUGACCUUCAGCACCACAGAUGAUACACACAGCUUGCACCUGGAAGUAAUAAACUGGCAUCAUGUGACCUGGUGGGAAUAGGAAGAAGCAAAACAGGGAUGCCACUUAUGUUGUUGUUCUUUUGUAAAAAGAAAGCUUCACACAGGGGUGAGGUUCUGUCUGCUUUUAGAGUUUUGCCCUAAAUUCCCACUUUGAAGGACAGGAAGUAAUGUACAGGAAUGUACAGGUAGUAAUAUGUUCAGUGUUUGUGGAUGUUCUGUUUUCAUAUUACAACUUUUUUUUUUUUUUAAUUCCUGAGAAAGCACACAAAUUUCAACUUAGCAUCACUUGGUAGAAACUUAAAAACACAUUUUGGUUCCAUGUUGUUUUUAAGCUAAGUUUGAGAGUUAAGCAUAAGUCAUGCUGUCUAUUCACAGCAUAAGAACAGGGUGAUUUCCAUAGGUAUCUUAAUCAUCAAAACCAAGUAAAAUAUUAGGAUGAUGGGUUGAAUUCAUAAAUACAGAAAAUAGUCACUGAAGAACAGCUCAAUGCCCCACUGGAAGAGCAGUCCCAUUCCCAGCACCUCUCACCAGUCAAAGGCACGCCUUUUGGCGUGGGGAAGGAUCCACCCAGCUCUGCACUUUCAUUUUAUUCUCAUGGUACUUGCACUUAAAAAUUAAUUCCUCAUGUAGAUUAACAAGGUAGGAGGUAACAUGUUGCAUAACUUACCAGUAAUUUCCAGAUGGACAUUUCUCAUUUAGUGCCCACUGCCACUCACACUUUCUGUGGCAGUUACCUGGGACUCCUUGGGCUUGGAAGCUUCUGGGAGAGAUCUGAGAAGCUGAGAGCAGUCGGUACGCAGGGGGACAGGACUCUGAGGAGGAGCUCAUGUCACCCUAUCAAGGAAACUGUUGUGUGAAGUCUUUAAAAACAAGUUCAGGACAUUUUUUAUUGCUGUUCCAAAGUAUAACUUAAAAAUUUGGAGACAGGCUCCUAUAAAAGUUCCAGAGGUUGAAGUGAAAACUUGCAUUCUGGGCAGGUAGGUUAAAUACAUAUGUAAACUAUACUGCACUAUUUCCUUAUUCCUUUUAACACUUACAAAUCACUGGAAUGUUACACCUAACAUGUAUGUGCAUUGUAAAUAUUACAAAUUCCUGUAUUAGUGCCAACAAUGAAAUGACACAAAAUGUAAUCUAAGGUGCUCAGUACUAUAUGAAGUCUAAGUGAAUAACUAAG